AUGUCGGCUGGGUUUGAAUCAAAAGCUUUGAUUUCAUCUCUGAUUUACAACAUCCCUUGUCCGAAUCCAUCAUCUGCUUCUCUAAACUCUGUUCCGACAAACGCUCUUCACUUCUGCUCUAAGCAGAGGAGGCUUGUUCUCGAGAUUCCCUCUCUUUCCAUGCGCUUAAGGCCCAAAAGGUAUCACCUUUCUCCUCAUUUCUCCAACCCUUUUACAAGAUCUAAGACAGAGAACUAA
Messenger RNA from Eruca vesicaria subsp. sativa (arugula), 237 nucleotides. The record is from the annotation of a GenBank genome assembly. NCBI's taxonomy places the organism in Eukaryota, Viridiplantae, Streptophyta, Magnoliopsida, Brassicales, Brassicaceae.